Chiloscyllium plagiosum (whitespotted bambooshark) is the source of this 1818-nucleotide messenger RNA. RefSeq names its product guanine nucleotide-binding protein subunit alpha-14-like. Gene Ontology annotation, cellular component: heterotrimeric G-protein complex; cytoplasm. The record is from RefSeq and is a predicted model, not a curated record. NCBI's taxonomy places the organism in Eukaryota, Metazoa, Chordata, Chondrichthyes, Orectolobiformes, Hemiscylliidae. Gene Ontology annotation, molecular function: G protein-coupled receptor binding; G-protein beta/gamma-subunit complex binding; GTPase activity. Gene Ontology annotation, biological process: adenylate cyclase-modulating G protein-coupled receptor signaling pathway; phospholipase C-activating dopamine receptor signaling pathway.
UGCUGCCCGAGUUCAGGGAAGUUUCGCCAGGAGGUGUUUGCUGAGUUUCAGCUGUAUGUGAACGAACCAGGGAUGGCUUCGUGUUGGCGCUGUCUAUCCUGUCGCCGCUGUUUCUGCUGUCUCUCCGAGGACGAGAAAGUGGCGUUUGACAUCAACAAAAAAAUCAACAAGGCGUUAAAACAACAGAAACAGAGACGGAAGCGAGAACUCAAACUCCUGCUGCUGGGCACUGGAGAAAGUGGCAAGAGCACAUUCAUCAAACAGAUGAGAAUCAUCCAUGGGUCUGGAUACUCAGAGGAAGACAGGAAAGCAUUUGCAAAGUUGGUCUUUCAGAACAUUAUCACUGCAGUACAGUCCCUUGUCAGAGCUAUGGACACAUUGAAUAUACAAUAUCAGCUGCAGGAGAAUAAGGAAAAUUCUCAGGUAAUAAAGGAUUUAGAAGCCUAUAAAAUCACUACUCUUGAAAGGCACCAUGCAGAUGCAAUUAAAAGCUUAUGGAAUGAUCCAGGAAUGAGAAUGUGUUAUGAACGACGUCGGGAGUACCAGUUGCUUGACUCUACAAAUUAUUACCUGACAGACAUUGAUCGUAUUGCAGCCAGUGCUUACAUCCCAACAGAUCAAGAUGUCUUGAGGGUUCGAGUACCAACAACAGGCAUCAAUGAGUAUUCAUUUAACAUGCAUCAGGUCUCGUUAAGAAUUGUGGAUGUUGGAGGACAGAAGUCUGAGAGGAGGAAAUGGAUUCACUGCUUUGAGAAUGUCAUAUCGGUUAUAUUCCUGGCCUCUCUCAGUGAAUAUGAUCAAGUCCUGGAAGAGAGUGAGAAUGAGAAUCGAAUGAAGGAGAGUCUUGCUCUUUUCCAUUUUAUUUUGAAGUCUGACUGCUUUGUGAAUUCAUCAAUGAUUCUUUUCUUGAAUAAAAAGGAUAUUUUGGAAGAGAAGAUUCUUAGAUCACAUUUAGGAGACUAUUUUCAUGAAUUUGAUGGUGCCAGAAGAAAUGCUUCCGCCGCCAUGAACUUUAUUUUAAAAAUGUACCUGAAGCAAAACGAAGAGAAGCGAAAAAUCUACUGGCACUUCACCUGUGCCACAGACACGGAGAAUAUCCGUAAGGUCUUUAUGGACGUCAGGGACACAGUCUUAUUGCGGAGCCUGGAAGAACUGGACUUAUUGUAGUCCGACAUGAGGAGAUUCCAGUGACCAUUGCCCUUAAAGAGGCAAAAAUGGGAAUUUUUACCCCCACUCCCAUGCAGCACAGCUGAGAACAUUAGCAAAAUUCCUCAAACAAAUACAGACUGAUGCUCCCAGCAAUGGUAUGCGGCUCUUUACCCUGUUGGAGCACCAGUUUGAAAAGUACCUAAUACCAAAACAAAACAUUUCUGGAAAUAUUUUCUUGAAUAUAUUAAUGUGCACCCCAGAGAGCAACAAAAGCCCGACAGAAGGUCAACCAAGGUGCGAUGGCGAACUGAUAAAGAGAUUAUUAUGUUGCAUUCUGCAUUUGCUAAGGCAAUUGUUUGAUCAUCACAAUGUUCUGAAAUAUGUUUUUAAAGGCUGGGUUGUUCCACUGCUUUUCGCAUUCAGAAAUGAGAGUUUGAACAGUGACUGACUGAUUGCAGAAUCAGCAGUAAAGGGCUAUAUCCCAGUAUGUGAGAAGGCCAGGAGAAAAGAAUGUCACUCACAGUUUGUAGGCAGACAAUGUGCAAUUUUUGUAUAGUGUCUCCAUGUCAAUGUAGCUUCGUAGAGCCACAGAGCUAUACAUCAUGGAAACAGAUCCUUCAGUCCAACUGACAAGGUAUCUUAAAUUAAUAGAGUCCCAUUUGUCAGCAU